Messenger RNA from Euleptes europaea (tarantolino), 2567 nucleotides. RefSeq names its product E3 SUMO-protein ligase ZBED1-like. The transcript has 5 exons. Bases 23 to 2566 code for a protein of 847 amino acids. Gene Ontology annotation, molecular function: DNA binding; protein dimerization activity. The record is from RefSeq and is a predicted model, not a curated record. NCBI's taxonomy places the organism in Eukaryota, Metazoa, Chordata, Lepidosauria, Squamata, Sphaerodactylidae.
GGCUCUCUAACCCCACCCCACCAUGCAAGUAGCUGAGGAUGCCUGCACCCAUCUGGAGGACGAGCUGCUCUUCUGUGAAGACUGCCGCCUGUAUUUCCGGGAUUCCUGCCCACAUCACGGACCCCCCACCUUCGUGGCUGACUCUCCGGUUCCAGAAAGGGCUCCGUCGCGGGCACUGUUAUCCCUGCCCGAGGGCCUUUUGGUCAAGGAGAGAUCCCAAGGAGGCUUUGGAGUUUGGAAUGCCCUUCCCGCCCUGCCUCGUGGCUGCAUCUUUGGGCCCUACGAGGGGGAAGUGGUCCGGGAGCACGGCGACUGCACCCGUUAUUCCUGGGCGGUGCGGGACAAUGGCUCCUAUUUCUUCGUCGACGCCUCCGACGAGUCCAAAUCCAACUGGAUGAGAUACGUGGCAUGCGCCUCCACCGAGGAUGAGCAGAAUCUGACUGUUUUCCAGUACCGGGGUUACAUCUACUAUCGGGUCUGCCAGACUGUACCUGCUGAUACAGAGCUGCUGGUAUGGAUUGGAGAGGAGUAUGCCCGCACUCUUGGAUUGCGCUUGGGCGAGCACUUUAAGUACGAAUUCGGCGAGAAAGAGCUGCUGAUGAAACUCUUCCAAGAGCUGCACCUCAAGACCCCGCUGUCACCCCCGGCCCCCCACGCCCCCUCCUCCCGGACGCAGUACCUGUGCGGCGAUGCCACAGCCUCUUCCCUCCUGCCUCUCCACAAACCGGGGCUCCCCCCGGCGGGAAGCGCCUUCCCCCUGCUCGAAGGGACGCAGAACCUGGUGGGGCUGGGCCGGGCCCAGAGCCGCUACUGGACCUUUUUUGGGUUCCAGGGGGAUGCCUGCGGGCGCAUCCUGGACAAGAGCAAGAUCAUCUGCAAGCUGUGCGGAGUGCGGCUGAGCUACAGUGGCAACACCACCAACCUGCGGCAGCACCUCAUCUACAAGCACCGCUGCGAGUACAACCAGCUGGUGGGGGCCCAGAGCGCCGCCCUCGACAAAGGGGGGGCGGCCGAGUUCGGGGCCGCCCGGCCCCCCGCCCCCGGCAGGACCACCCGGGCCGUGGCGGACUUCAUCGUGCUGGACCUGAUGCCCGUGGAGGUGGUGGAAGGGGAAGGCUUUGGUCAGAUGCUGGGGGUCCUGGACCCCAGCUACAAGCCGCCGGACGCCACCUCCCUAGCCCACACAGUGCUCAAGGACAUGUACACCCAGGCGAAGGGGAAGAUCUGGGGGCUCGUCCGGGCCCUGCCCCAGUGCUCCCUCAGCGUGGACCUGUGGCGCCACAGCGGCACCCUCACCUACCUCACCCUCACGGUGCACUACGUGGACGACUGCUUCGAGGCCCGGGCCCGCGUCCUCUCGAGCCGCCCCGUCCCCGAGGAGCCCAGUGCUGAUAGCCUGGCGGAGGCCCUCGCCGAGGCGGCCAAGGAAUGGGGGGUGCGCGAAAGCGCCUCGUACACCGUCGGCCGCCUCAGCCCUGCCGCCCAGCAGGCUGCCACGGCCCUUGGCUGGACGGCCCUGCCUUGCGUUGGGGAGGCCCUGCGGGUGGCCAUGGAGGCCGCACUGGGCCAGCCGGCCACGCAGGGCGCGUUGGAGAGGCUGCGCCGCUUGGCCUCCUGGGCGCUGGCAGGGGCCGGCCGCAGCGAGAAGCUGUGGGCCCAGGAGCCCCUCCUGCAGGCUCACCUCGGCCGCUUCCUGAGGGACGGGGGCAAAUGGCACAGCAUCUACAUGGUCCUUCAGGGCCUGUUGGAUCACAGCGAGCCCCUGGCAGGGCUUGGCCCCAACGGGGAGGCCACGCUGCGCCCCCAGGACUGGGCCGCGCUUCGGGAUACGGUCAAAGUCCUCAAGCCCAUGGCCAUCGCUACCUCAACGUUUACCAAAGAGCCCUUUUCCAGCCUCUCCCUGGUCAAGCCUGUGCUGACCAGCCUCCUGUACAAACACUUGGUGCCCAGCGAGUGGGACUCCGCCCUGGCCCACGAUGCCAAAGCCGCGGCUCAGAAGGAGCUGAGCCAGCACUUCUCCAAUCCGGACGUCAACCAGGCCCUCAACCUGGCCUGUGCGCUGGACCCCCGCUUCCGCGGCCUGGAUUUCCUGAGCCACUCCGACCGGGUGGAGACCUUGCACCUGCUCAAGACGGAAGCCUCGCGCCUGGCCGAGACCCCCGCCUCGUUGACCUCCGGCCUGCCUGACGUCGCCUCACCCCCGACCAAGCAACCAAAGCAAGACGCAGGCAUCGAGUUCCUGCUGGGGGACCUGUGCAGUGUCCGCGGCGCCUCGGGCAUCUGCUCUGCGCACCAGCAGGCCGAGCAAGAGACAGCCAGCUUCCAAACCAGCAAGGCCUCUGCCCUCGGCCAAGAACCUCUGCAGUGGUGGAAGACGCACCACACCCAGUACCCUCUGCUGGCCCGGGCGGCCCGCAAGCUGCUCGGCGUGCCAGCCACUUCAGUGCCUGCCGCCUGGCUCUUCAGUGGCGCCGGUGACGCCAUCCAGGCCAAGCGCCAAGCCCUGACACCCGAGCACGUCGACAUGUUGGUGUUUCUCCACGGCAACCGAGCCAUGCUGUAUUAGG